CGAAAUCGUUUAUAAGUCUGUUCUGUCCGUAUAUUAUACUAUGAAAUCGGAAAUAUUGUAUAAAUUACUGUUCAGUUGAAGCAAUGUAUUCAGUUACAGCCUUUAAAAUAUUUAAUACCAAUCUGCAUUUCUCCAUGAUAUAUGGGCCCUGUGACAUAUACGUGCAUUACAUAUAUUGCCCCAUUUGUCAUCCAACAUUGGCCGCACAUAAUGGGCAGACGGUCUGCAGCAUCAGUCAACAAUCAAGGCCUUGGACUUCGUCAACGCUUGCCUCAAUCAUUUGCUAUAGUUGACUACUGCUGUACUACUCAUAUGCAGUUUUACAUGAAAAUAUGACAGCUCAUACAUCAGCAAGUCACCAUUAGAAUACAGG
This is a messenger RNA of Nezara viridula (southern green stink bug), 373 nucleotides long. The record is from the annotation of a GenBank genome assembly. Lineage: Eukaryota; Metazoa; Arthropoda; Insecta; Hemiptera; Pentatomidae.